GAUUUCUUUUUUUUUUUUUUUUCGUCGUUUCAAGGUAAAUCGUCGACCGUGAGCGAAAUCCACCUUGGGGGAACGCACCAAGUUCUCGGACUUCCUUUCCGUCUUCCUCCUCUCUCUCAUCUUCAUUCCCCACCUCAUCACGCUCGCUCGCCUCGGUGACACACUUCUGACUGAGCACUUUUUUUUCGACGUGUUUCACCUUCCUCCCGCGGGUUCAACGAUCCAUCCGAAACCGUGAUCCGUGUGCCUCGGCCAGCAUGAAUAGGAAGAGAAGAGGGGUCGGGCACCGCUAGUAGGACACCGUCCUCAAUAACUCGUCGAAAGUACGUGGCCGAUGAUAGUGGUGGUGUUGGUGGUGUCGGUGGACGCGUCGGUGAUCUUACGAAUGCUCUAUCGACCUGUAUACCAACGCUGUAUUGGUGUCUCAGUCGGAUGGACGCGGGCGGGCUCAUUAUAUUCGAAAAUAUAUAGCACCCGGAGCUGACGCGAACUCUCGCCCUCCUCUUCUUCUCCCCAUUCGGCCCCCUUGACAUAGGGGGGAGGAUGGGGUCCAAACAUGAAGAACGAAAACCUCUUCACCUCAAUUAACACCGGUAGCGCUGGUGAACGUCAGUAGAUAUGUAGUUGUAAUGGUGUAACAGUAGUGGUGAUCCGUAACCGGUAGUCAAGCACGCGAGUUGAUACAUAUGUACUCGUCCUCUUUAAUAUGUAAAGCGACGCUAGAUCGUGGAAUUAGUCUUAGUGGAGACCACUCUCUGUCGGUCUAAAAUUAAUGCGCCAUUUUUGGGCAGAAUUGACUUUUACAAUCUCGUGAUAUAAUAUGAUAAAAGAAUUUUUAAUGAAUUACUUGAAUAUCCUAGCGAUAUACAUUUGUUAAUCGCAGAACAAAUAUUAAUUUCAUCUAGAGAAUCUUUAUGGGUCGCUGCUCGGCUAAAUUUAGACAUCUAUUUAUUUUCCCAUUUCUAUUGACUCGCUUGUAAUUGUCGAAAGUUUCCCUUUUUACGGGACGUUUCCCUUCCCUCGACGACAGAAGCUUUAUCUCGUCCGCAUCGCGCGGUGAAACGAAACUUCCUGUGUUACGUUUACGCAAAAGAUCCCCGGAGAUAUCAUCGCGCUCUUGUUAACGUAUAUAUACAUACAUGUAUACAAUAUAUAUGCGUGUACGUGCUAAAUGCGUGCGUGAAAUAUAACAAUUCGCGGCGAUACGGUCGACGGGUUGCUCAUUGUUGCGGCCGUUUGACGUAGUAGUGGUAUAACAUAGUGGUAGUAGGUGCCCGAGAGAUGAGACGGGUAAACGGGCUGUCUCCUAGCUAGCUGGUACACAUUGUGCCAGUGGUUGGUCUACAACGGAGAGAGAGCAGACAGCGGUGCAGAUACCGGUGACGGAGGAAGUGGGCUUCAUUAAGUAGCGGUGGUGGCGUCGACGGUGGUGGUGGUGUUGCCGCUGCUGGUGGUGGUGGUUGCUGAUGAUAGCGCUGACGGUGGAGGCGGCAGCGGUGGUGGUGGUGGUUUGCUGCUCUUCUGCCGGUACACUGGUGGUGGUAUAGUGAGUGCACGGCAUAUUUCGCUUCUCUUUAUAAGAGUUCGCAGUAUCACGUAUCUCGCCGCUAUACUCUCACGCAGGCGAGAAGAGAAGAGGCGGCUAACACCUUCCUCCUACGUACUCGGACGUCAACUGUCAGAGGUGUCCGCGCGCGGACCUCAUUCUCGCUCACUGCCGGCGCGCGUUCCUCCUCUUUCGCGAUUUUCCUCUUCUCUUUCCUCUCCUUUUUUCUUCUUCUUCUUCUUUUUCUUCUUCUUGAUCCCCCUCGACUUCCGCAAAUGCCGUCCGUCGACCUAUCCGCCAACGUGAUCGCAUACGACGAAAAGUGCGUGUCCUCCUCGUCAUCGGCGCCGGUCGCCGCCACGUAAACGGGUUUUUUUUCUUUUCUACGGAGGAAUAAAAAUAUUAGUAUAGCGAAAACAAAUCUGCUGUGCGAAAAUCGUUCACUGCCCUGCGAUUUAAAUUUUCUGCGUGCGCGAACGAACACGGAAGAGGAAGAUCGCGCGUAAAAGAUUGCUCCGAAGUUUGUGCGAGCGUGUUCACAUUUUUUCAAACGUUUAUCACUGAUACUCUCUUCAAAUACCAGAAUGUAUCGCGUGCUACUUUUUCUCAUCUCCAUCUAUGGAAGCAUUCGCGGAAUGCAAUUCCCGAACAAAGGGGAUUUACCUCGUCAAUAUCAUCCGCGUUUCUUAAUGUACGAGGAGCCAUACAAUAUCGAGUUCAAGUACCACAAUUACGAGCAGAUGAGCCGCUUUCUUCGCGCGACGUCCCUUCGAUUUCAAAAUCUCACCGCUCUGUACUCGAUAGGAAAGUCGGUGAAAGGUCGUGAUCUAUGGGUGAUGGUGGUCUCGUCGUCGCCCUACGAGCACAUGAUCGGAAAGCCUGAUGUAAAGUAUAUUGCUAACAUACACGGAAACGAAGCUGUGGGACGCGAGUUAAUGCUGCAUCUCAUUCAUUCCCUCGUGACAUCGUACGGAUCAGAUGCAUAUAUUACGUGGUUAUUGGAUAACACAAGGAUUCAUAUUCUUCCGUCGAUGAAUCCUGAUGGCUUUGAAGUUUCUAAAGAAGGACGCUGCGAUGGUGGUCAAGGCAGGUAUAACGCACGUGGCUUCGACCUAAACCGCAACUUCCCGGACUACUUUAAGCAGAACAACAAAAAGAGCCAACCAGAGACCGAGGCUGUCAAGGAAUGGGUCUCCAAGAUUCAGUUCGUGCUCUCGGGUAGUUUGCACGGUGGUGCUUUGGUAGCCAGCUACCCCUUCGACAAUACCCCAAAUUCGCGAAUAUGUCGAUCAGCGCCACUAUGUGCAGUGUUUCAGAGUUUCACGUCGACGCCGAGUAUCUCGCCGGACGACGACGUGUUUCAACAUUUAUCGUUGACGUACUCUCGAAACCACGGAUCCAUGUAUCAGGGAUUACCAUGUUCCCCGUCCCAGCCCGCAUUUAAACGCGGAAUUACUAACGGCGCCGAGUGGUACCCGCUUACCGGCGGAAUGCAAGACUUUAACUACGUGUGGAACGGAUGUAUGGAAAUUACCUUGGAACUUUCUUGCUGCAAAUAUCCGCCGGCCUCGGAUCUGCCUCACUACUGGGAGGAAAAUCGAGCGUCUUUAAUCAAGUUCUUGGCAGAAGCUCACAGAGGCGUUCACGGUUUCGUUGUCGAUGAAAACGGCAAUCCCAUUGAAAGAGCGUCGGUUAAAGUGAAAUCACGAGAUGUCAGCUUUUCGACGACCAAAUACGGCGAAUUUUGGAGAAUUCUGCUACCUGGCGUUUACAAGUUAGAGGUAUUCUCGAAUGGAUAUAUACCUCGCGAGAUCGAAUUUGUGGUAAUCGAGCAGCAUCCGACGCUCCUUAAUGUUACGCUUUACUCGGCAAAGAGACAGUACAACGAGGAAAACGGAUCUGUUUUGUAUACCGGAAACACUGGCGGAAGGCCUUAUCCGCAUCGAGACCAUACGUUGCCCUAUCGACCACAAUCCGGAGUUAAUACCGCGGCCGAUGCCAAUAGCGGUAUCUUCUCGUCUAUCAGUAACGGAUUUAACACCUUUGUGACCAACCUUUUCGGAUAGUCUCGUGAAAUCUGCCGCGCGCGAAAGGAUGAAUAUGUUUAAUUAUUUAUUUCUUCUAUAUAUAAUAUAUUAUACUGUGUAUAAAAUAAGAUAAAGAGUUUAGUCUAUUCGUGGCUAUUCACGGAAAAGCCGCGGUAAAGUGCAGAUGCAUAAUCCGAUUAAUCGGCAAAAUACUGCCAAAAUACUAGCGCGAACUAUAUUGCACGUUUAAGUCUGAUAUAAUCUCUGCGUGUUACAAAAACUAACUUCAUUUAUGGAAACUUGUCGAACGUGUAUUGAAAAAAGGGUACUUUCUAUUGUAUUUAUAAAGGCAGAAACGCGCGACUAUAUAUUUUCACUUUAUUAUACAAUCAGCGGUACCUAAUAUAGGAAAUUUAGUGCUUCUGGUACCUACAGUAUCUAAGUAAGCGAACUUGUUGUGUAUAGAAAGAAUAAUAUCAAUAUAAUCACCGCAAUUAAUUCUCCAAUUUAGGUGAUAUAAAUUUGUUGUUCAUUAUUAGUUGUUGUCGCCGCUGUUUACAGCAAUGACGCUGAAAUACAAUUGUCAAGUAAAAAGAA
This is a messenger RNA of Nylanderia fulva, 4170 nucleotides long. RefSeq names its product carboxypeptidase D. Gene Ontology annotation, molecular function: zinc ion binding; metallocarboxypeptidase activity. Gene Ontology annotation, biological process: protein processing; peptide metabolic process. The record is from RefSeq and is a predicted model, not a curated record. Lineage: Eukaryota; Metazoa; Arthropoda; Insecta; Hymenoptera; Formicidae.